GCGCUUUCUUCCACAAAAUAUCUGCUUAUUUUCUUUGUUAAAACCUGCUUUUUCAAAAAUAAAAACCUAGACUGGCGAAGAUGAAGCGCCGUCUUGGAUAAAUGGGAGCGCAUGGGGAGGAUGCUGCUCACAGCAGGAGCAGGUGCAUUUAGCCAAGUGGAGGCGCAGGGCACAGAGCAGGAGCGACGCACAACGGGCACCGGACCACAACACCUGCUCCAAAGGAAAACCCCUCAUGCUUAGAUGUGCUGCUUGGUUAACGCGCUUCUUCCCUCCAAAAUAAUUGGAUUUUUGCUUGCAACUUAUAUGUGUUAACAAGGAGACGGUGGGCAGGAAACCGAAGGACGCACAGCUCAUUUGGAAAAUACUGUAGUGACAAAAAAAAAGAAAAAAAAAUUCAAGGACUGCUCUGCUCUCAAUAAGGCUGCUUCCCAGAAAUCAGUCUUUUUCUUAUCAAGGACGGAAUCAUCUGCAAGGAUGCCUGGAGCACUUUUAUCAACGCAGUCGCUCUACAUAGGGAUGGAGGUGGUGAUUGCAGUCGCGUCAGUAAUCGGGAAUGUGAUGGUGGUUUGGGCGGUGAAAAUUAAUAAGUCGCUGCGAGAUACCACGUUUUGUUUCAUCGUCUCUCUGGCUCUGGCGGAUAUUGCAGUGGGAGCCCUCGUCAUCCCCUUGGCCAUUACUAUCAGCAUCGGACUCCAAACUCACUUCUACAGCUGCCUGCUCGUGGCGUGCACGGUGCUGGUGCUGACGCAAAGUUCAAUCCUGGCCCUGCUGGCUAUUGCAAUUGACCGCUAUCUCAGGGUCAAGAUCCCGACCAGGUACAAGCGGGUUGUGACCCCUCGGCGAGCGGGACUGGCGGUGGUGAUAUGCUGGACGGUAGCCUUCAUUGUGGGGCUCACCCCCAUGUUAGGCUGGAACAACCUGAAGCGCCUUCAGCAGAACGGCUCCAUCAGCUCUGACCUCGUCAUCACCUGCCAGUUUGAGAACGUCAUCAGCAUGGACUAUAUGGUCUAUUUCAACUUUUUUGGCUGGGUGCUGCCACCGCUGCUGCUCAUGCUGGUCAUCUAUGCAGAGAUCUUCUACAUGAUCCACAAGCAACUUAACAGCAAGAAGUUCACCACCAGUCACACAGACCCCAACAAAUACUAUGACAAGGAGCUGAAUCUCGCUAAGUCAUUGGCUCUCGUUCUUUUUCUCUUCGCCAUCAGCUGGCUCCCGCUCCACAUCAUCAACUGCAUCACCCUCUUCUGCCCUGAGUGCAACAAGCCUAUAGUCCUCCUCUACAUCGCCAUCCUGCUCACCCAUGGUAACUCCGCUGUCAACCCGAUUAUCUACGCUUUCCGUAUUAAGAAGUUCCGCUCGGCCUUCAGGAAAAUCUGGCAGCAGUAUUUCUGCUGCAAAGACACACCAGCUCUGGAGAUACAGCCCAGCGACAGGAAAGAGAUGCCCAAUGCAGAACCACAGCAGGCGACGCCACCACAGCCACCUCAGCCACCUCAGAAGGAAAUCCUAAAAUCUGAUCCAACACCUGAGCAGCCGCCUCCACCACCACCACCUGAGCAGCAGCAGGACCAGGGGACCGAACCACCCCAACAACCUAAAGAACAUCCGCCCUUACUGGAGCAGAACACAGUCUAA
Messenger RNA from Plectropomus leopardus (leopard coralgrouper), 1638 nucleotides. RefSeq names its product adenosine A1 receptor b (gene adora1b). Lineage: Eukaryota; Metazoa; Chordata; Actinopteri; Perciformes; Serranidae. Gene Ontology annotation, biological process: G protein-coupled adenosine receptor signaling pathway. Gene Ontology annotation, cellular component: dendrite; synapse; plasma membrane. Gene Ontology annotation, molecular function: G protein-coupled adenosine receptor activity. The record is from RefSeq and is a predicted model, not a curated record.